Molecule: messenger RNA, 1286 nt
Organism: Magnolia sinica
Lineage: Eukaryota; Viridiplantae; Streptophyta; Magnoliopsida; Magnoliales; Magnoliaceae
Product: peptide deformylase 1A, chloroplastic
Exons: 4
Coding region: 68-1075 (335 amino acids)
Biological process (GO): N-terminal protein amino acid modification; peptidyl-methionine modification
Cellular component (GO): mitochondrion; chloroplast
Molecular function (GO): peptide deformylase activity
Source: RefSeq, a predicted model, not a curated record
GAUUUGAUCUGCGUCAUUUUUGGGUUCAACAACUAAAAAGAUUUAUCAAAAUGAAUGAACGGCGAGGAUGAAACACAUAUAUCACGGUGGGCCCCACAGAGCCAUGACAGGGCCGUUCGUCUCUGGCCAGGUCCUGGUGGGGGCAGUACCUAAUCCGCGCCCGUUCUUAGGGGUAUUAUUCGGCAAAAAUCCCAUUUCAAUGUCUCUGCACAGCAGCAGCAGCAGCUGCUGCGACCCAAACGCCAUGGAAACCAUCAUCCGAUUCUCUAAUCGCCUCUUUCCAAUCUCCACCGUCGAACAAUGCCUCAGAAACCCCAACAACCGUCGAUUCCCUCCCACCCAUUUUAUGGGUCCCGGCAGAAACCACUGCCUCAUCUCCAGAUCCCGAGCUCCAGAGCAGAACCGAGGAUUUCGUGGCAAUCUCAUCAGAAGAAAAUCUCCUUCUUCUUCAACAGCUUCUUCUGCAGGUUGGUUUCUGGGUCUUGCUGAGAAAAAACCAAUCUUGCCGGAAAUAGUGAAGGCAGGCGAUCCCGUCCUUCAUGAGCCGGCGCGUGAGGUUGCUGUAGAUGAAAUCGGGUCAGAGAACAUCGAGAAAAUCAUCGAAGACAUGGUGGCGGUGAUGAGAAAAGCUCCUGGGGUUGGUCUUGCUGCACCCCAGAUUGGAAUUCCAUUGAAGAUUAUUGUUUUGGAAGAUACAAAAGAAUAUAUAAGUUAUGCUCGGAAGGAAGCAACUGAAGCACAAGAUCGGCACCCUUUUGAUCUUUUGGUUAUACUAAAUCCGAAGCUUAAAAAGAAAGGCAACAAAACUGCACUAUUCUUCGAAGGUUGUCUGAGUGUGGAUGGAUUUAGAGCUGUGGUGGAGCGACACCUCGAGGUUGAAGUAACAGGUUUGGGCCGUGAUGGCCAGCCCAUCAAAGUACAUGCUGCAGGCUGGCAGGCGCGCAUAUUGCAGCAUGAAUGUGACCAUUUGGAUGGCACGAUUUAUGUAGACAAAAUGAUGCCGAGGACAUUUAGAACCGUGGAAAAUUUGGAUCUACCAUUGGCUGCUGGUUGUCCAAAGCUUGGCGUUCGAUAGCUCAUUCUGUUGAACAGCUCAGUCUGAAAUCUUGCACUCCAUGUGAUCUUAGGCACCAUUUUCACGGAAUAUUGGCUUCUAUGAUCGAUGAGAAGAUUGUUUUGGGAUCAUCAUUGGAAACUAGUAAUCACUAACAAUGUAUUUUGUGAAAUUUUUGUUUAUCGAAGCUUUGCGUGGGUUAGAAUAAAACGAACUUCAGCUUUUCUUGGCA